AUGGCCAAGCUGGACCUGGUGGAGGAGGGGGACAAGCUGGUUGUGAAGGAGAUGGGGCAGGUUGGCAACUGCGGGUCUGAGUGCAAGACUGUGCAGCUGGCGGCAGAGCGCAUCAUGGGGGAGCACGACACCGACAUCGCUGAGAUCCUGUUCACAGGCAAGAUGAAUCGCGCGCAGUUCAACAGGUGGCUGUGCUGGGAUGAGUCGGAAGCAUGCAAAAAGGAUGCGCCGCCGCUGCCAAAUGGCCGCAAGCCUGGCCCGCCGUUUGACCCGCGGCAGGAGGGCGACCAAAGCAUCGAUGCCAUGCUGGGCGGGCUGGAGGACAAGGGGCUGGCCAACAACAAGAAGCUGCGGGAAGAGCUCAUGGAGAAGCUGGGGGUGAAGGAGGCAGACCGGGUGGAUGACGAUGAUAUGUCAGUAGACGCAGCGCUCAAGCGGGCGAUGGCUCAGGCGGAAGCGGGCUACGUCCCCCCUGGUGGCCAGGACGCCUGGGACGAAUUGUGA
Chlorella variabilis is the source of this 504-nucleotide messenger RNA. RefSeq lists its product as hypothetical. Bases 1 to 504 code for a protein of 167 amino acids. The transcript is spliced from 7 exons. The record is from RefSeq and is a predicted model, not a curated record. NCBI's taxonomy places the organism in Eukaryota, Viridiplantae, Chlorophyta, Trebouxiophyceae, Chlorellales, Chlorellaceae.